Messenger RNA from Prinia subflava (tawny-flanked prinia), 1361 nucleotides. It is a transcript of the gene GAR1, whose product is annotated as GAR1 ribonucleoprotein. Gene Ontology annotation, biological process: ribosome biogenesis; snoRNA guided rRNA pseudouridine synthesis. The coding region runs from base 153 to 836 and encodes 227 amino acids. Gene Ontology annotation, molecular function: box H/ACA snoRNA binding. Gene Ontology annotation, cellular component: box H/ACA snoRNP complex. NCBI's taxonomy places the organism in Eukaryota, Metazoa, Chordata, Aves, Passeriformes, Cisticolidae. The record is from RefSeq and is a predicted model, not a curated record. The transcript has 7 exons.
CACGCCUAUCCCACAGGAGUGCGGGAAUUAAUGAGCAUUGAAAGCCCUUUGCGACAGUGUCGGCCGGCAGCUGCCCUCUCAUUUACGGCAGGCAGCCGUGUUGGCGGCAGCGCGGGUGUUUCCGGGCACGCACGUGCAGGAAACAGUAGAGAAUGUCUUUUCGUGGAAGAGGAGGUGGAGGAGGAAGAGGAGGCGGCUUCAGCCGUGGAGGAGGUGGCAGUGACAGAGGUGGCUUUAACCGUGGAGGAGGUGGCGGUGACAGAGGUGGCUUUAACCGUGGCGGACGAGGUGGCUUUGGACGGGGAGGUGGAAGAGGAGGCUUCAACAGAGGAGGAUAUGACCAGGGCCCUCCAGAAAGAGUAGUUUUGUUGGGAGAGUUCAUGCAUCCCUGUGAAGAUGACAUAGUUUGUAAAUGUAAAACAGAAGAGAACAAGGUGCCUUAUUUCAACGCCCCAGUGUACCUCGAUAAUAAGGAGCAGAUUGGCAAAGUGGAUGAAAUAUUUGGACAGCUGAGAGACUUUUAUUUUUCAGUGAAGCUAUCUGAGAACAUGAAAGCCUCUUCAUUUAAAAAAAUGCAACAGUUUUACAUUGAUCCAGCAAAGCUGCUACCCCUUCAGAGAUUUUUGCCAAGGCCUCCUGGAGAAAGAGGUGGUCCCAGAGGAGGUGGUAGAGGAGGACGUGGUGGUGGACGUGGGGGAGGAAGAGGCGGUGGUAGAGGAGGAUUUGGAGGAGGCAGAGGUGGAGGAAGAGGAGGAGGAUUCAGAGGAGGCAGAGGUGGAGGAGGAUUCAGAGGAGGAAGAGGUGGUGGAGGAGGCUUUCGGGGAAGAGGACGUUAAAAACGGAGCCAUGAGUAUCUCCUCAUUGUCUUAUCAUGUCAUCUGCAGAAGCAAAGAACCAUGAAAAUUUUUUGUAAAAGACCCUGAAAAUCCCUUUAUGAGGAACUUGAAGCUACAAAUGACAAUUAUUUUUACACUUAAUGACUGUUGAUGGAUGCAUGAGGAGAGUGUGGCUGCAGGUGAAGAGCUGAAGACUGCUCAGAAUAUGUGUCUUUUAUAAACUUUUCUAACUAAGCCAUGAUUCGAUGUUAUUCUUAACUGUUUGUUUCUGACAAGCAGUGCAGUCAGUGCUUAACUCCGUGUUGGAGUUUGGAGUAAACAGUCAGUUGAAAUGGGUUUUCAGAAGACCCUCCAGGUUCAUUGCAUGCACAUACUCCAGUGUGAACCUGUGCACGACUGAACCGUGGUUCUCAUCCUCCUUUCAUAUGAAAUCUUCUGGGCUGCUCCUUGAAGUGGACAUGGCAUUUAAACAAUCUUUGUGAACCUUUCUUUAUAAAUUAAAUUUCAAACUUCUUGUGUUGGCAA